UGAGUUUUGAUCAAUAAUCCAACGAGUUUAAGCCCAAUCAAACUCAGUGCUUCACCAUUUGACUGUAGGCUGUGUAGUAACAAACAAACCUACUCGACGCUCAUUGCAGAUCUGUAGUUGCUUUGCUUUUAUCGUUCACUUCAGCUUCGACUCAGAAACUAACUCACCAAUACAAUGGCUUUCUCCAAGGACCAGCUGCUUGAUCGUUUAAAGGAGCUUCAAAUAGAAUUUUCCCAGUAUGAACAUCCCGUUGUUUUGACAGUUGAAGCUCAGGCAAAAUAUGUUGGGAAUUUGGGAGGUGCAUUGAGCAAAAAUUUGUUCUUGAAGGACAAGAAACAUAGGUACUAUGUUGUCUCUGCUCUUGCAGAUACAAAAGUAGAUUUGAAAGUUUUAUCUCAGAGGCUUGGUUUAGGGAAAGGUGGUCUAAGAAUGGCUGCAGAAGAGGCACUGGUUGAGAUACUUAAGGUUCCACUUGGAUGUGUUACUCCAUUUGCCGUGGUAAAUGAAUCUGCAAGACAUGUCUCACUAUUGUUGGAUCAUGGAUUCAAAACUCAAGAGUAUUGCUUUUUCCACCCACUUUCCAAUGACAUGUCAAUCUCUCUUAACGCCCACGGUCUGGACAAGUUUCUUAAAUCGAUUGGGAGAGACCCAUCAUACGUUGACCUGGAGGCUAACCCUCCUGUAGGGAAAGACCAACCUCCCGAUCUAGCUGCUUUUGUUCCAUCAGAUGCCCCAAUUCUGUCAGAUCUUCCAGUAAAAGCACCUACACAAGAUUCUACCGGAAAACAUGUUAGUGCUGCUAGUAAUUCUGCAGCAGUUGCAGCCAAAGCUGUUAAGCCAUCUGGUAAUGUGCAAAAUGUUAAGGAGAAGCCAGUCAAUACUGUGCAGCCUUCAAUUCCUGCUGCGGAUGCUGGGAAUUUUGUGGAAGAGCUCCUGGAUAGAGCAUCUGCAUUACUGCUUUCAGAAAUUUCGGAGGAUUCGAUUAAGCAACACAGUGGGCAGCUUGGAGCUGAGGUAGCAAAUAAUAUCAAAAAAUGUCUUAGAGAAGACCUAAAGAACCUUGCUACAAUAUUCAAGAACACAGCAUAUACAGAAGGGUUUUACGCAGGUACUCGCUAUCAACCUAAGCGUCUUUGAAGUCAUUUGUGAUGCUUAGCUUAAACUCUGUUGUACCAUUUUGCUUACUGGAAACAAAAUCCAAACAAAAAACGUAAAUUAAAGGGAGAAAUGUAGUUCUCAUUGUCUCAUAACUCUUGUUUUUUCCUGACAUUUGAUGGUAACUAUGUAAGCCCUGUUUUUGAAUCAGAUAAAAAUGUUAAUUGGAUACGUUGUUAUCAGGAUAA
Messenger RNA from Gossypium arboreum, 1343 nucleotides. RefSeq lists its product as uncharacterized. The transcript is spliced from 12 exons. The record is from RefSeq and is a predicted model, not a curated record. Gene Ontology annotation, molecular function: aminoacyl-tRNA deacylase activity. The coding region runs from base 175 to 1137 and encodes 320 amino acids. NCBI's taxonomy places the organism in Eukaryota, Viridiplantae, Streptophyta, Magnoliopsida, Malvales, Malvaceae.